This is a messenger RNA of Nothobranchius furzeri (turquoise killifish), 1755 nucleotides long. Its product is annotated as zinc finger MYM-type protein 1-like. The record is from RefSeq and is a predicted model, not a curated record. Lineage: Eukaryota; Metazoa; Chordata; Actinopteri; Cyprinodontiformes; Nothobranchiidae.
CUACAUAACUACGCUAUUUGACUUGGUGAUAAUAGCUGCUGUUGAUUUUAAGACGAUAAAAUGCCAAAGCGCAUUGUGUGUAGGUUAGUGACGCCAGGCGUACACGGUGCAGUGUGCCAACAUGGCGCUCAAGCUUUGAUUUGCUAGAAAGUUGUACAGUUUGAAAUGGAGCUGAAUGCUACGAGUGAAAAAGUCGCACAGUGUACGCCUGGCUUAAGCCAGAUUCUUAGGCCUGUAUAUGGCAGAAAAGCAGAUACCAAUUAAAUAUUUGUCCAGAAAACAUUGUAAAUGACUUUCAAUCUUUCAGAAAUGAAGAGGAAAGGUAGUAUCUCUAGCUUUUUCUCACCAAAGAGUAAGGUGAGACAAACAGAGACUAACCAGCUCUGUUGUGGAGGAGAUGAGCUGGAAAGAGAGAGAGAAGAGCAACACAAAUGUGACAAAGAGCAAGAUCAGGGACAGGAGGAAAUGAUAGAAGGGCACAGCGGUGCAGUGAUGGAGAAGGGAGAGGAUCACCACCAGGAUGAGGAGGGAGAAAGACGAGACGGUAUGCAGGGCUCAGAUAGUGGAAACACAGAGUCUGAAACAUCACCAAACAUCUCCAGUCGAGCUGGUCCACACGACAUAUCCAAGUCCUGGUGUGAGGGACCGGCACAACCAAAGCUCCAGAGUUUUCCUAAGACAUUUCAAGGAGGAGCCAGGAGAAGCUUUCACAGUGACUGGUACAAAUCCCAUCCAUGGCUGGAGUACUCACAGUUGAACAAUUCAGCGUACUGUUUUGCCUGUAGGCAUUUUUCCCUCCCUGAUGCUCCAAGGACUGUUUUCACCUCCCUUGAGGGUUAUCAAAAUUGGAAAAAGGCAAAAAUGAAAGACAGCGGUUUCUGUUCUCAUGCAAGAUCAGAAAGCCAUGAAAAUGCAAUGUUUGCAUGGACAGAGAACAAAAAAACUAUGGACAAAAAUGCUUCAUUAUUUGCAAUAAUGGAUGAGGAAAAUAAGAAACAGUUGACUGAAAAUCAGUAUUACAUUAAAACACUGGCUGAGAUCCUUGUUCUAACUGCAACAGAAAAUGUAGCCCAGUGGAGUCACAGGGAGACUUCAGAUUCUGAGAAAAAAGGGAUUUUUCUAUCUAUGUUAGAUCUGCUAAGUAACCAUAAUCCUGUCAUUAAAAAAAGACUUGAACAACAAGCGAAAAAUGCUAAGUACACUAGUAAAACAAUCCAAAAUGAAAUACUUGAAUGCCUAGCUGGAAUGGUUAAAAAGGAAAUCAUUCAAGAGGUUAAAAAGAGCAAGCAGUUUUCAGUGAUUGUGGAUGAAACUAGAGAUGUUCAAAAAAAAGAACAAAUUUCUUUUGUUCUGAGAUACUAUUACAGUGGUGUGGUUCAUGAGAGUUUUCUUGAGUUUGAAGUGGCAGAACAGAUGGAUGCUGCUGCCUUAAGUGACAAGAUCAUAAACUUUCUUGAGAAGCAUGGCCUAGAGUACAAGGACAACCUCGUAGGUCAAGGCUAUGAUGGUGCAGCAGUUAUGCGUGGGGCACAUGCAGGUGUCCAAGCUAAAAUAAAAGAAGUGGCUAAACAUGCCUUUUAUGUUCACUGCAGCACACAUUGCUUAAACUUGGUCAUUGUAGAUGCUGUAAAAAGUGUGGCAGAUGCAGGAAACUUCUUCUCCUUGUUGGAACGAAUGUACACAUUCAUAUCUGGCUCUUAUGUACAUAACAGAUGGCUGGAAGUGCAGCGGGAGAUGUUUGAUGGUGCACCAUGA